AAUGAAGAAACUUACACUCUACACUCUCCCAAAGAUUCCAUGCACAGUUUUGUCUGAUAGUUACUGCUGUCCUCUGGAUUGAAUCAUUUUGCCAUUAUAAAGCUCCCCUGUAUGAUAAUGUUAUAGCAUUCUGCCCAUUGUUCAUAUAACUUAAUGAAUCAUCUUGCCAUUAUAAAGCUCCCCUGUUUGAUAAUGUUAUAGUACUCGGCCCAUUGUUCAUAUAACUUUCUUAGAUUUUCUUGCCAUUGUAAAGCUCCCCUGUUUGAUAAUGGAUCAGAAGAGCUUGAUCUGUUUCUGUUUCAUCACCUGCAUUGUCCUCCAGUUCUUAGCAGCAUGGCCUGAGGGAGCAAUGACCAGAUUCUAUGAUUUUAAGAUACAAACAACGACCAUUACAAAGCUGUGUGCAAGCUCCACAAUUGUCACAGUAAAUGGAAUGUACCCUGGGCCUACUGUAUAUGGUCAGGAAGAAGACAGGAUUAUAAUGAAGGUUACCAACCUUAGUCCUUAUAAUGUGACACUCCAUUGGCAUGGAGUGAGACAGCAGAGGACAUGUUGGUUUGAUGGACCAGCAUAUAUCACACAGUGUCCAAUCCAAGCAGGGCAGACUUUUGCCUAUGAAUUCACUCUAUGGAAGCAAAAGGGGACCAUGUUCUGGCAUGCCCAUGUCUCAUGGCUAAGGGCAACUGUGCAUGGCGCCAUUGUUAUUUAUCCAAAGACAGGGGUCCCUUACCCAUUUCAGUUCCCAUAUGAGGAACAUGUUCUUGUUCUAGGUGAGUAUUGGAUCCAGGAUGCUCAAGUUAUAGAAAAGAAAAUCUUACAAUCAGGUGGAGGUCCGCCACAAGCAGAUGCUUAUGUUAUAAAUGGACAUCCAGGACCUCUUUACAACUGUUCUAGUGAUGAUGUGUACUCAAUAGAUGUGAUCCCUCAUAAGACAUAUCUUCUUAGGAUCAUCAAUGCAGCAUUGAACAUGGAGCACUUCUUUGCAAUAGCAAGUCACAAGAUGACAGUGGUGGAAGCUGAUGGAGAAUACACCAAACUUUUCUCUACAGAUUAUUUGGUGAUAACUCCUGGUCAGACCUUCAAUGUUUUGGUAACUGCAGACCAGCCAGUGGACAGAUACUCCAUGACAAUGGGCCCUUACAUGUCUGCCAAAAACAUUCCUUUUCAGAAAUUAAAUGCAAUUGCUUAUUUUAGUUACAGAGGUUUUCAUCCUCAACAAAAGUCAUUUAUAGCAGCCAACCUCCCAAUCUUUAAUGACAAUCAAAAGAGCCUGUCUUUCAUGAAUGGACUCAAAAGCUUGGCAGAUGAGCAAAAUCCCAUCAAUGUGCCUGUGGUUAUAAAUCGACAUCUCUUUUUCACUGUUGGGCUUAAUGUUUUAAAAUGCAAAUCUAAGCCUGAAAACUGCACGGCACCUGGUAGAGGAGUUUUUGCAGCUUCCAUCAAUAACAUAACAUUUGUAAGACCCAUUAUUUCUAUAUUGCAAGCUUAUUACAACAAUAUCAGUGGAUAUUACACCACUGAUUUCCCCAUCAAGCCAUUUCAAAAACUUGACUUUGUUAAUGGUGCACCAAACAAUCCGGGAGUGGAUACACAAUCUACUUUUGGAACUAAGGUGGUUGUUCUGGAGUAUGGAUCAAAUGUGCAAUUGAUUCUACAGAAUACAGGAACUGCUGGAACAGAGAACCAUCCAAUUCACCUACAUGGUUUCAGCUUUUACUUAGUAGGUUAUGGAUUUGGCAACUACAAAGCAGAUAAAGCAGUCUUCAAUUUAGUAGAUCCUCCAUACAUAAACACUAUAGGUGUCCCUGUAGGAGGAUGGGCAGCUAUCAGAUUUACUGCAGACAACCCUGGUGUAUGGUUCAUGCAUUGCCACUUGGAAGUUCACACCACCUGGGGAUUGUCCACCGCCUUCAUUGUCAACAAUGGCAAGAAUGUACUGCAAACAUUACCCCCACCUCCAUCUGAUUUGCCUCUGUGCUAGCAAAAAGCAGAUUACUAAUCUCAUUUUCAAUGUGCUCAAAUGUAAAAUUGAUGCAUGAAAACAUAGAAGUGAAUGAUCUGAUUACUAUAUAGGUUCCAUAAAUCUUGUCAGUUUAAGAGAAUGGUGAAAGUUCAGAUCAUCAUCUUUACCUAUAGGAUUCUUUAAAGUGGACUACUAUUUGUAUCUAAAUAUAUUCUUAAAUUAUGUUUGGAGGCAGUAAUCCAUGCCAAAGAAAGAGAUUUUAAAAUUGU
Messenger RNA from Cryptomeria japonica (Japanese cedar), 2232 nucleotides. Its product is annotated as laccase-6. Lineage: Eukaryota; Viridiplantae; Streptophyta; Pinopsida; Cupressales; Cupressaceae. Gene Ontology annotation, molecular function: hydroquinone:oxygen oxidoreductase activity; copper ion binding. The record is from RefSeq and is a predicted model, not a curated record. Gene Ontology annotation, biological process: lignin catabolic process. The coding region runs from base 269 to 1981 and encodes 570 amino acids. Gene Ontology annotation, cellular component: apoplast. The transcript has 6 exons.